Molecule: messenger RNA, 2752 nt
Organism: Stegastes partitus (bicolor damselfish)
Lineage: Eukaryota; Metazoa; Chordata; Actinopteri; Pomacentridae
Gene: zcchc8
Product: zinc finger, CCHC domain containing 8
Exons: 14
Coding region: 3-2159 (718 amino acids)
Biological process (GO): RNA processing
Cellular component (GO): catalytic step 2 spliceosome
Molecular function (GO): zinc ion binding; RNA binding
Source: RefSeq, a predicted model, not a curated record
AAAUGGCUGGGGUAGAUUUCGGGGACAGUGAGCUCUUUCAGCAGCUUGAUGACUCUGCACCGCCGCUCCCAACCCACAUUCGUUUCACGGAUGAUGAAGGAGACCAGGAGGAGACGAGCCAGCUGCGGAGCAGGCUGGAGGAGUGUGAUGACUACAUUCAGAAACUCACUGAGGAGAAUAAAGUAUUGCAAAGGAAGCUAAACAUCCUGACACGACCAAGCGGCAUCACAGUUGAAGAUGUCAACAUCGACGGGCCCCUUCUUCAGAUACUUUACUCCAACAACACUAUCUCAAAGAAGUGUCGUCAAGAAAUUGAAGACUGCAUUUGCAGUGUGAUUUUGAAGCAUCACAAACCAGGCAAUGAAAAAAAGAAAUCGUCGUCCUUUCAUAUAAAACCUCAGAGUUCGGCUUUUGCUAUGGAUGAAGAUCUGCAGAAGUUGUCUUCAAGUAGUGUGAGAACAACAACAGAAGCCUUUAAAGUGGUCGGGAGUGUCUUGUAUUUCACUACUUUCAGUGUCGAUAAACUUGGGCAGCCUCUGGUGAAUGAAAACCCUCAGCUGACAGAUGGAUGGGAUGUUCCAACCUAUCACCAGGUUUUUAACCAAGUGAUUGGAACUGAUGGACAGGAAAUAGAAAUGAAGGACAAAAGACCGAAGUCCAUGUGUUUCAACUGUGGUUCAAGUGCUCAUCAGAUGAGAGACUGUCCCAAGCCUAAAGACAUGGCUGCAAUUAAUGAGAGAAGAAAGGAGUUUAAUCAGAACAGCAACCAGGCCAUGCAGAGUAACCAGCGAUACCAUGCUGAUGAAGUGGAGGAGCGCUUUGCUAAAUACAAGCCUGGAGUCAUGAGUGAGGAGCUCUUGUCGGCGCUGGGAAUUGAUGGCAACACCCUGCCUCCUCUGAUUUAUCGCAUGAGGCAGCUAGGCUACCCGCCAGGUUGGCUCAAAGAGGCAGAAAUGGAAAACUCUGGCUUAUCGCUGUAUGAUGGAAAUGUAUCUAAUGAUGGCAGUGUUCCAGACAGCAGCACUUCGCAAAACAUUUCCUAUGAUGUUUCCAAACUGGUGGAUUUCCCAGGCUUCAAUGUAUCUGCAUCGCACAAAAUGAAAGAUGAGUUCAUGCAGUAUGGGUCGAUUCCGAUGCAGAGCAGCCACAUGAAGCAGAACUAUGCAGCCUACCUGUCCAACAACUUUCCUAUGCCUGGUGCCACCUGCAACAAGAGACGACAUGACGCUGACUCGUCUCCACAGCAAAGGAAGAAGACUAGGUCCAGUCCUGAUCGACACUCAGACAGGAGCUCAGAUAUGGACAUUGAGUCAGAUCCAGGAACACCUUAUCAUCAUCAGGCCGCUGGUGACUUCAAGUUCCAACCACCGCUGCCCCCUGGCUCUCCUUGCUUCAGUUCACCUCCUCCUUUACCUCAGGGCACUCCUCCUGCUACACCCACUCCCCCACCUCUCCCUAAAGGUACUCCUCCGCCCACACCCACUAAUGGCUCUCCAGCUCUGCGAGGGCGUAACUGGGCAGGAGUUGAUGAGACUGCAGAGGGAGCAGAGGAUGACCUGACACUGGAGGAACUGGAAGAACAGCAGAGGCUGAUCUGGGCAGCUUUAGAGAAUGCAGACACUGCCACUAAUAGUGACUGUGACACACCUGCAGUGGGAACACCUGCACAUGUCGACACAGAGCCGGAGGAGGCGGAAGAAGCAAUGGACACAAUGAAAUCUGCAGAACCUUGCCAGAGCAAUGAAACUCAAAAGGAACCGAGUGUUCAAGAGACUUUCUCAGAAAGCCCUGGACCUAUUAAAGUUGAGGAUGACAGCCCUCAGAGCCCUGAACCAGUCAAAGCCACAGAUGACAACCCUCAGAGUCCCCCCCCAGUGAAAUCCCAUGAUGACAGCCCACAGAGCCCUGAUCCAGUCAGAUGCCUAGAAGACAACCCACAGAGCCCUAAUGCAGAUUUUCCCAAUCCGGAGGCUGGAGAUGCCUCUCCUAAGAAUGUCGAGAAGAUAACAGCAGUUCCUGAUCGGAGCAAGUUCGCAGCUGGCAUCGUUCCAUUUGAAGAUACGCCAGAAUUCACUGAAGUUGCUGAAGCAACAGGAACCUACCUUAGGAUCAGAGACUUGCUGAAAAGCUCCCCUCGAAGUUUGGCAAAGAAGAAAUAGAACUGUAGCAUCUUGAUUACAGCACAAAAACACAAUGAUAUGUGGAUAUUUUUUUACGCAAAACCUUCUGUUUUCAUCCUCAUCAGACAUGAUCUUUAAGCUGUUUUUUGUACCAAGUUGAAUGUUUAUGCUUUGUGUACAUUUGACCUGUAAAAAUAGUGAGGGAUGGCCUUUUAGGGAUGUUCUCACUGGUUUUGACCAGUUAGACUCGGAUUUUUGCAGCAGUAGUGUAACUCUGGCUGUUUAUUUUAUUGUAAAAUUUGUAAAAUGUUGAUUUUCUGACCUGUAUUACUUUUCAUAUUUUGAUGGUGAAAUUGCUUUUUUUUUAUUUUUUAUUUUUCUUCCACUUGAAUCGCUCUAAAGCCAUGAAGUAAACAUGCUUGUAAUUGCUUCUGUGUAUUAUUUUUUCUGGCAGCCAUAACUUAAUGGGCAUUUUAUUACAUUUUACUGUGUGUUGACAGCACAGAUUGCCAAAUAUGUGAACUGACAGCACAUUGCUGAUUGUUACCCAUUUUAGCAGAAAACUCAGUGAGCAAGUUGACCCUCAAAUGCUAUAAAUAAAAUCAUCUCAUUUUGGGUACCGGCUUUUUGAA